CCAGAGGGCUGGCUGGCUAAGUCCCUCCCGCGCCGGGCUCUCUCCGCCUCACUAGCAAGCGGCUCUCGGUGCAGCGGCCACGGGGGGGGAGACGGCCUGCGCCCACCGAGCGCUCCACACUUGCCCGGAACGCACCGCCACCCUCGGCCCCGUCAGCCGCCCACUCGGGAUCGCCAGCGGCCUCCGCGCGCGCGCACGAUGCCCUCGGCCACCAGCCACAGCGGAAGCGGCAGCAAGUCGUCGGGACCGCCACCCCCGUCGGGCGCCUCCGGGAGCGAGGCGGCGGCAGGGGCCGGGCCCGCGGCGACGGCGGCCCCGGCUUCCCAGCACCCGGCCUCCGGCACCGGCGCCGUCCAGACCGAGGCCAUGAAGCAGAUCCUCGGGGUGAUCGACAAGAAACUUCGCAACCUGGAGAAGAAAAAGGGCAAACUUGAUGAUUACCAGGAGCGAAUGAACAAAGGAGAAAGGCUUAAUCAAGAUCAACUGGAUGCUGUAUCUAAGUACCAGGAAGUCACAAAUAACUUGGAGUUUGCGAAAGAGUUACAGAGGAGUUUCAUGGCAUUAAGUCAAGAUAUUCAGAAAACGAUAAAGAAAACAGCACGUCGGGAGCAGCUUAUGCGAGAAGAAGCCGAACAGAAGCGUUUAAAAACUGUACUUGAGUUGCAGUAUGUUCUGGACAAAUUAGGAGAUGACGAAGUGCGAACUGACCUGAAACAAGGCUUGAAUGGAGUGCCAAUAUUGUCCGAAGAGGAAUUGUCAAUGUUAGAUGAAUUCUACAAAUUAGCAGAUCCUGAACGGGACAUGAGUUUGAGGUUGAGCGAACAGUAUGAGCAUGCCUCCAUUCACCUGUGGGACUUGCUGGAAGGGAAGGAAAAGUCUGUAUGUGGAACAACUUACAAAGCUCUAAAGGAAAUUGUUGAGCGUGUGUUCCAGUCAAACUACUUUGACAGCACCCACAACCACCAGAACGGAUUGUGUGAGGAAGAGGAGGCAGCCUCAGCACCUACUGUUGAAGACCAGGUAGCUGAAACUGAACCUGAACCAGCAGAAGAGUACCCUGAACAAAAUGAAGUCGAAUCAACAGAGUAUGUAAAUAGACAAUUUAUGGCAGAAACACAGUUUAGCAGUGGUGAAAAGGAGCCGGUAGAUGAGUGGACAGUGGAAACCGUUGAGGUGGUAAAUUCACUCCAGCAGCAACCUCAGGCUGCAUCUCCUUCAGUACCAGAACCCCAUUCUUUGACUCCCGUGGCUCAGGCAGAUCCCCUUGUGAGAAGACAGCGAGUACAGGAUCUUAUGGCACAGAUGCAAGGACCCUAUAAUUUCAUCCAGGAUUCCAUGCUGGAUUUUGAAAACCAGACACUUGAUCCUGCAAUUGUAUCUGCACAGCCUAUGAAUCCAACACAAAAUAUGGACAUGCCCCAGCUGGUUUGCCCUCCAGUUCAUUCUGAAUCUAGACUUGCUCAAUCCAAUCAAGUUCCUGUACAGCCAGAAGCAACACAGGUUCCUUUGGUUUCAUCCACAAGUGAGGGAUAUACAGCAUCUCAACCCUUGUACCAGCCUUCUCAUGCUACAGAGCAACGACCACAGAAAGAACCAAUUGACCAGAUUCAGGCAACAAUCUCUUUAAAUUCAGACCAGACCACAGCAUCCUCAUCCCUUCCUGCCGCUUCUCAGCCUCAGGUGUUCCAGGCUGGAACAAGCAAACCUUUGCACAGCAGUGGAAUCAAUGUAAAUGCAGCUCCAUUCCAGUCCAUGCAAACGGUGUUCAAUAUGAAUGCACCAGUUCCUCCUGUUAAUGAACCAGAAACUUUAAAACAGCAAAAUCAGUACCAGGCUAGUUAUAAUCAGAGCUUUUCCAGUCAGCCCCAUCAGGUAGAACAAACAGAGCUUCAGCAAGAACAGCUUCAAACAGUGGUUGGCACCUACCACGGUUCUCAGGACCAGCCCCAUCAAGUAACUGGUAACCACCAGCAACCUCCACAGCAAAACACUGGAUUUCCGCGUAGCAGCCAGCCCUAUUACAACAGUCGUGGUGUGUCUCGUGGAGGCUCUCGUGGUGCUAGAGGCUUGAUGAAUGGAUACAGAGGCCCUACCAAUGGAUUCAGAGGUGGAUAUGAUGGUUAUCGCCCUUCAUUCUCUAACACUCCAAACAGUGGUUAUACACAGUCUCAGUUCAGCGCUCCCCGGGACUACUCUGGCUAUCAGAGGGAUGGAUAUCAGCAGAAUUUCAAGCGAGGCUCUGGGCAGAGUGGACCACGGGGAGCCCCACGAGGUCGUGGAGGGCCCCCAAGACCCAACAGAGGGAUGCCGCAAAUGAACACUCAGCAAGUGAAUUAAUGUGAUUCACAGGAUUAUGUUUAAACGCCAAAAACACACUGGCCAGUGUAUCAUAAUAUGUUACCAGAAGAGUUAUUAUCUAUUUGUUCUCCCUUUCAGGAAACUUAUUGUAAAGGGACUGUUUUCAUCCCAUAAAGACAGGACUACAAUUGUCAGCUUUAUAUUACCUGGAUAUGGAAGGAAACUAUUUUUACUCUGCAUGUUCUGUCCUAAGCGUCAUCUUGAGCCUUGCACAUGAUACUCAGAUUCCUCACCCUUGCUUAGGAGUAAAAAAGGCAUAAUAUACUUUAUGGGGUGAUAAUAUCUCCAUAGUUAAAUGAAGUGGCUUUGGAAAGAAAGACUUGACUUUUGACAUUGGCUAAAAUCUAGAAAUCAGCCCUCGAGUUAUUCACUGGUAAUAGAUAAAACUAAAAUAAUUCCCUUCAGAGGAUGAUGGAAGAAGUGAAAUGUGGCUGCCAGACAACUGCAUUUCCUAACUGUUUCAGUUAGAUUGGAGCACUGAACAUGUAGGUGCAUACCAAAUUAUGCAUGGACCCUUGAUCACAUGAAUAAGACUGGCUGUCAGCUUUGACACCAUAGUUAUGGCCAAAAGAUUGUGGUUAAAACACAAUGUAAAUUGCUUUUUAACAGCUGAUACUGGAUAACACAAAGCCAAAAUGCAAAAUUAGGCUUUGAUUGGCACUUUUUGAAAAAUAUGCAACAAAUAGGGAUGUAAUCUGGAUGGCCGCUUCUGUACUUAAUGUGAAAUACUCUUUUUUUUUUUGAACACGUAACCUUUUUUUUUUGACAAUGGCUUUGGUAAGGAUUGGUAGUAUAUAUCAUUCCUUAUAACAUACAUUGUCUGUCACUAAUCCUUGAAUCUUGCUAUACUGUCACAUAAAUUGGUACAGGUACUGAUGGAAAUUUCUUAAUGGAUAAAUAACACUUGGUCACAUGUUUAUUCUGCAGCCUAAAGGUUCUUAAAAGAAAGAUUCCAGAUACCUGCUGCUACUACCCCUUUAAAUUGCUAUCUUUUGAAAAGCACCAGUAUGUGUUUUAGGUUGAUUUCCCUGUUUUAGGGAAAUGACAGUAGUUUCGGUUCUAAUGGUAUAAGCAAAAGAAAUAAAACAUGUUUAUAAAAGUUGUAUCUUGAAAUACUGGUGUUCAACAGCUAGCAGCUUAUGUGGUUCAUCCCAUGCAUUAUUCGUGUUUCAAAUUUCUUCGGUAUCUCCAACAGCUACUUGCACUUACUUUUUGUCUAAUCUAAUUGAAUUACUUUUUUUCCUUUGAGGCUUAUUCAUAAUCAAAAUGGUGAUUCCUUCCCUUACAUGGAUAGGGAGAACCGCAAAAUUGGAUGGGAACCACUAAACUGAGUUUGGUGAUUUAAGUGCUGUGUAGAGAUUUGAGCUAGCAGUUUGAGCACUAGAUCUGUGUGCCUAUGAUCUUAAUACUGCUGUCAUAACCCAUGUCAACUACAUGAGGAAUCACCCCUGUAAAGCAAAGGCUUUUAAGUUAAUGGUAUUUUCUCAGCAGAGACUGAAUUUUGUUUUCAGCCUCCAGCUAAGGAAUUUUUGCAGUAGGUGUUCAGCUACUUAAACUAUUCUCAAACAUUCAUCAUGAGACAACUGGAUUUUUUCCUGUUUUGUAAUCUAAAAUGGAUAGGCUGUUGAACAUUCCAUAUUCAAGUUUUGUAGGGUGGUGGGGAGGGGGUGGAUCUUCAAUGUUUAUAUUAAAAUAAAAUAAGUUCUUGACUUCUCAUGUGUGGUUGUGGUACAUCAUAUUGGAAGGGUUAUCUCUUUUGCAAAUGAGCAUUUAUUUUGCUAGCACCUCCCCUUGUGUGCUUUAAAUGACAUCUGCCUUGGGUGUACCACAACCAUAUGCUGUAUUUUAGGGAAGAUAGUCAAAAUAUUCCUGGUUUACUGGUUACUCCUUAGACAUGUAUUAUAUAAAACUAAAUUUGCUACCUGUAUAGACAAUGUCAUGACUUUUAAAAUCGAAAAUGAAGUUCUUUACAGAACUAUCGCUAUGAGUCAGUUCAGAGAUGGACGGGGCAAAGAAAUGAUUUCUAGGUUUCAAACUAUGCAUUAGUUGCAGAUGUUGUGAAUGUAUCAUUACUUUUCUUCUAUAUAUGUUUUUUAAAAGAAUCGGUUCUUUUUGAAUACUAUAAUUUGGGGGCAUUCUACCAUAGCAGCCUAAAUGUAAUUUUAUGCCUCAUUUUCAGACUAUUUUUUCUAAAUAUGUGACUCAUUAUGGGUCCGACCUUUUUUGAAAUUCCCAUUAAGGCCUGAGGCUUGGUACUGAUUGUUCUGUGUACUAUGUGAAUACUUGUCCUCCCUGUAGGAAGGCCUUCUGUUUGAUCAGAUUUUUAGCCCAAUUUAGCAGAGUUGUAAAGAAGUUAUUGUCACAUUUACUACAGUAGCUUUUUGGUAUAGCAAGACUCCAUGUAUAGUUUCAUAAAUGCACAAUAAUCAUCUCACAGGGAUAAUGAGACUUAACGUUUUACAGCUUUAAGGUAGGACGUCAUUGAUUACCUUGCCUUGGUUUUAUUUUUAGAUCCUAAUAUCCCAAGAGAAUAUGAAGAGUUCCUCCAAUCAUUGUGUGUUAUUAAGACAAAUAUCCCUUAACAUUUUUGAGUCAGUUCUUUGUCUCCUAUAUAUGCAACUUUAUUGUGUGGGAGACUUUUCCACUUUCAGGAGAUGGGAGAAUGUUUAUUCUCAGAAGGCUCAUUAACUGAGGUGCUCUAUUGAAAACCAACUUAUAAACGUAGAAGGUAGUUGAGUAGUUAGCCUCCUAAGUGUCUUAGUAAAUUUGUAUUCAUUGUAUUUUCAAUAAUAUAUUUAAAUGGGGUACAGGCAAGCACACUGACUUCAAACCGUUCGUCUUUAAGCUCCUGAAUCCUCAUCCCAUUUGAUGGGAUUUUUAAAGGCACUCCUUAAGUUUUACUGACUAUAAAUUUAAAAGUAUCAGUAUUGCCCUUGAGCUUAUCCCUUCCUAUUAGAGUUAAUGGGAAGGGAAAACCCUCAGGAAAAUGAAAGUAAAUUAACAUUUCAUCUCUCUAACUUUUACCAAUUUUGAAUUAUAUAAGAAGACUGGAAAAGGUUAGUGAAUGUUUAAAAUGCAGUAGAUUAAAGUAUUAAAAUUAGAUUCUUAUUCCUGAUUGAAAUCUGCUUUAUCAUCUAUACCAUCUAGCGAAGCUCUUGAGUGGAGAUUAAAGAGCUUACUAAAUAUCUCUGGUAGCCUUGUCUUCUAAGAAGACUACACUAUUACAUAUUCUGUGAGUUAGGAUUUUCAUACCUUUAACAACAGCUGUUUUGAAGCUUAAUUCAGUCUCAUGUAGAAGACUGUUCUUUGAGUGGGCAGUGAAAGACCACCUGGUUAGUAAAGGCAAAUUGUACUGUUUUUAUUGGAAGUACUAAUUUUAAGUACUGUGUAAACUAGGGAGCCACUGUAUUAAGUGAUUGGUUUUGCAAAUUUGGGUAUCCUUUGCCAGGCAGUAUGCCGAGCAUAAUUGAAUGGUGACAUCCCAGCGGUUCCUGCUUUCAUACUAAGAUAAAGUGAAUGCCAUGUUGCAGCAACAUGUGUGAUAAGCGAACGACAAGGAUCAUCAGGGAGAGCCUUUUGAAGGGGAGGAUAAUUGAGCUAAAACUUGAAGGAUGAGUACUAGUAAAUUAUACUGGAAAACUAGACAAAGAAGCGUGUUUAAAUUAAGGUCCAAUUUCCAGUGACUUGAAGAGCCUUAUGUCUGGCUCCUGGUGACAGUAAAUGUUUUGUUACUAGAGACUGAAAAAACAGGUAAGGGUUACCAUGGACUGCUUUCUAGUUACAUUCUCUGUUCAGUUUUGUAUCUUGAGAACAGUUGGAAACUAUUGAAGAUUUUUAAGCUUUGUGUGUAUGGGGGUGAGGUGAGGUGGGUGGAUGGUGGGUCACCUAAUAAAAUUGCCAUUUAAAGAACA
Sorex fumeus (smoky shrew) is the source of this 6269-nucleotide messenger RNA. It is a transcript of the gene CAPRIN1, whose product is annotated as cell cycle associated protein 1. Gene Ontology annotation, molecular function: RNA binding. Lineage: Eukaryota; Metazoa; Chordata; Mammalia; Eulipotyphla; Soricidae. The record is from RefSeq and is a predicted model, not a curated record. Gene Ontology annotation, cellular component: cytoplasm. The transcript has 19 exons. Bases 199 to 2337 code for a protein of 712 amino acids.